Messenger RNA from Triplophysa rosa, 3203 nucleotides. RefSeq names its product autophagy related 4B, cysteine peptidase (gene atg4b). Gene Ontology annotation, molecular function: protein-phosphatidylethanolamide deconjugating activity. The transcript is spliced from 12 exons. NCBI's taxonomy places the organism in Eukaryota, Metazoa, Chordata, Actinopteri, Cypriniformes, Nemacheilidae. The coding region runs from base 1903 to 3099 and encodes 398 amino acids. The record is from RefSeq and is a predicted model, not a curated record.
AAACCGCAAGAAAACAAUUCCUUUACAUGAUCGGCCAUCUGUUCAGAUGUCAUGAAAUUGCUUAAAAGCAAAAUUCUUCUUUCGACAUCCAACUACAUGCCCGUUAUUGGAGAAGCGUCCUCUACAAUUUUGAUUUUAUCAUUAAAUAUGGUACACAGAUGUCCCAACUUCUGGCAACUGGACAGUAAAGUAGAGCAGUCUGCUGUCAGAUGAGCUAUGGACACAGUUAUAAUUCCUAAAUCUUACUGCACCAAAAUGCUAAGCUCAACCUAAAGAUGUAUUUGAUUUUUGGCCGUUUUAUUGAGCUACAUUAACGCAUUUUAGAGCACAGCACGUUCAUGAUGUACAAAAAUGCUGUCGCUAGGAUUCAAAAGACAGUAAUAUGUCUGGUAACACGGCCAUUGUUAGGAUUGACGAAGCCUGAUGCAGGUCGUACUUAUCAUUUUUAAAGAAUAUGUUCUUCAUUCCACUAAUAAUCUAUUUCCGAUAUGUUACUUGCCAGAGACUACACUGUGCCAUAUUUUACGUGAUACUAUCAGAUCAGCAAGUGUUUUUAAGAAUGUCUUUGUAUUUAGUUAAAGAUUUGUAUAUUGUUGUGAAAGUUUCUUUAGUGUUUGUGAGUCAUUCUAUAAUUAGGGGUACAUGUCAUGUCCAUGUAACUUACUCUAUUAUCAAUUUUACUUAUUUUUCAUUAACAUUACACUUCAAGCAAUGAUGACUUUUUUAUAUCAGGGGACAUUUCUAAUUCAUUUACUACAAAAAUACAACAAAUACCCAUCUUUUAUCUGGCAAAAAUGGCAUAUUCUAUACUAGAAUUUGCCGUUUUUUUGCUGUCCGAUUUGAUCAAUGUAAGGUUUUACUCUUCAGUUUAGCUCUAAAAUACAUGUGUCUGUAUCCAUUUCUUAUAAAUAUUUGUCCAAAACAAUCAUAAAAUUAUGAGAUAUGAGAAAUAUUUUGCUCAUGCAUCUACAUUAAAUCAUCCAUUUUGUGUAUGUCCGAGAAAUCAGUGGGUGCAUCUCAAUUCUUAUUUGUGCAUCCUCGUUUCCUUUCCUCGCUUCCUUUCCUCGCGUCUUAGCUCCACCCCGUCAGGAUGCGAGGGAAGGGAACAAGGAAAAGAAGGGAGGACCGAGGAAUUAAAAGAAGUGAAAUGGCAUAUCCUUGCUCCCUUUAGCGUCACUUCAAAGCGUCGUCAAUUAAUGAUGACUGUACACAUUGCACGUUGAAAAUAUAAAAAAUAAAGUUAAAUACAUACUUUAGGUAGAUUCCAUGCUUAAAAGUGUUCAAAAAUGUAUAUAAGGUUUAUCAAAUAUAUGUUAUACAUAACUAUAUUAAUAUAUUAACUUUAACUAUACUGUCUAUAGGUAUACAUUUACAAAAAAGCGUAAUUAUCACAUUUAUGCAUGUUUGAAUAUGAUUUAAAGAUAUGACGAUGUGCAGGGGCAGGAGAAUAAUGUGCACGUCAGGUUUAGUGGAUAAAACACUUCCGCAAAGGAAACACAUGUGUAUCCUCGCUCAUGACUCCUCAGGCCUUCUCUCGCCUCCAUCCUCGCCUCCUCCCAGUGCAAUUAGAGAAUUGAGACGUCCUUAAAGAUGGCUGAGCUCGAUCGGUUUCCGGGUCAUAGGAUGGAGGAGCGAGGAAACAAGGAGGCAUAUUGAGAAGCACCCGGUGUCAACCAUGUUACUCCCUAUAAAUCAGCAAUGGUUUGUUACAAAGUCACAUGUCCAACAUCAUUUGAUGUAAUUUCCUUUUUUGGAGGGAAAUUUGAAGACACAUAUUAUUUAACCCAUUUAUCAAUAAUUUUUGAUAAAUUAUUUUUAUUUAUCAAAAGAAGAAUACUGAUUUUCUGACUUUUUGGCUGACCUGAAAUGUACCCCUAAAUAUAGAAUGACUCUUGUGCAGUCAUGUCUCCUGUCCCUCCAACAGCUACUCUCACAUACGACUCUUUGCACUUUGGUGAGAUCGAAGAUUUCCCAGAGACCAUAGAGCCUGUCUGGAUUUUAGGAAAGCAGUUCAGCGCACUAACAGAGAAGGAUGAAAUUCUGACUGAUGUCACCUCACGUUUGUGGUUAACCUACAGAAAGAACUUCCAGCCAAUCGGUGGCACUGGGCCUACUUCAGAUACUGGCUGGGGCUGCAUGCUUCGAUGUGGACAGAUGAUUCUUGGGGAGGCCUUAAUUUGCAGGCACUUAGGCAGAGACUGGAGAUGGAAUCCAGGUCAGCGGCAGAGGUCGGAAUAUAUCAGUAUUCUCAAUGCUUUUAUUGACAAGAAGGACAGCUAUUAUUCCAUCCACCAAAUAGCUCAGAUGGGUGUAGGUGAGGGCAAGUCUAUUGGCCAAUGGUAUGGUCCUAAUACAGUGGCACAGGUACUCAAGAAACUGGCAGUAUUUGACUCCUGGAGCCGACUGGCAGUUCAUGUAGCUAUGGACAAUACUGUGGUUAUAGAGGAAAUCAAAAGGUUGUGUAUGCCAUGGCUGGACUUUGAGAGGGGAGCAUGUGCAGCUUCUGUGGAACCUCAAGAGAUGAAUGGAGAUCUACAGGGGGCAUGUGCUCUGGCAGAGGAUGAGACAGCUCUUUGGAAACCAUUAGUUCUGCUGAUUCCUUUAAGACUGGGCCUAAGUGAUAUCAAUGAAGCUUAUUUUGAACCACUAAAGCAAUGCUUCAUGAUGCCUCAGUCUUUGGGGGUAAUAGGUGGGAAACCAAACAGUGCUCACUACUUCAUUGGCUUUGUAGGUGAAGAGCUCAUUUACCUAGACCCUCACACCACUCAGCCUGCUGUGGAACCGGAUGAAGAUGGUCAGUUCCUGGAUGAGUCCUACCACUGCCAGCACCCUCCCUGCCGAAUGCAUAUAUGUGAGCUUGACCCCUCCAUUGCUGCUGGCUUCUUCUGUCAAACCGAGGAUGAUUUUGAUGACUGGUGUGCACAGAUUCGUAAGGUUUCAAACUGUAGAUGUCUUCCUAUGUUUGAAUUAGUGGACAGUCAGCCAUCUCAUCUAAUCACUACUGAUGUACUAAAUCUCACUCCAGACUUCUCAGAUUCAGACCGUUUGGAGCGCUGCUUUGAUUCUGAAGAUGAAGAAUUUGAAAUACUGUCUCUGUGAAGUAAUGAUACAUUUGCCAGACCUUCAGAAUCCUGCGACAGAGCCCCGCAGUGGAAAGAGAGCAGUGAGAGAAAGGACAGAAUGUCAUUAAUGGCUAAGGCCAG